GCACGCUUCGGAUCUUUGGGGUGCCAGUGGCGGCCAUGACAGCAAACUCGACGAGAAGGCAGAGAGGUCUACGAGUACUGCGUCUCUUGGGUCAGGAGCCGUCAUGCCACUCUUGCCGGCGACGUUUGUUCCUGCUAGGACGCGGGUCACUGUCAUGGUACCCAUUCGGAUGCGCAUGGCCCUCAAGGCGACGCUGGCCGAUGUUCGUGCAAGGCUCGCGGCGGCAGGAAUAGCUGUGGACGGGAGGCAGCUCUUCUUCCGGGGCGACCCGGAGGAUGUGGAUGAGACUUUGCCGCUGGCAGAGCUGAAGGACUUGCGCUUCGUGCUGUUCCCGGAGACAGGCCUCCUUCCGUGGCAGCUGUGUGCAGCACAUCGAGCAUGCGAGCGGUUGGUACAUGAGCGCCUUGCCGGGAACUGGGCCGCAGCUGUCGCCAGGAAUCCUAUGUACAAGACGCGACUGUGCAACCAUUGGGUGACGAAAGGGAGUUGUCCGCGAGCAGACCGUUGUGUGUAUGCACGUGGGUCGGCUGAGCUAAGGCCUUCGCAGGCGCCAAGUGUCGUACGGGGCCAACAUGGCGCAACCCCAUCGCUGGCUGUUCCUUCUUCCGGUCAAUCCAGUGCUUCAGCAAAGGUUCCUGAGGUUGUCUUUACGGUGGACAAGGAGGAGGAGCGGCGGCGUGCCGAGCGAGCCAAGCGCUUCGCGCCACGGCAAAAGGCCUCCUUUGAGGCAGAGGAGAAGGCUCCACCUCCUGAGCCCGAGCCUGCAGUGGAGGCAGAGGGAGCUGCCUUUGAUGAUAUGGGCCUGAACGAGGACCAAAUCGCUGAUUACCUUUUCGAGAUGCAGCAGCAGAUGCUGCACAACAUGGAUGACGGCCGCGACGGUGGCUUUGACUUCGUCGAGGAUGCGCAGGUCCCGGUCUUGAUCUUGGUCAUCAUUGCUCUUCUGGUGAUUAUGCUGAUUGUGCUGCCUAGGCACUUGGACAAGGUCUGGCGUGCAUCGCUUCCUGUGUUGCGCUCGCUGCCUCCUCUGAUGGACGAGGAGGCGGCUGGAAAGCCAAGAGAUGGCGACGAACGUCGCAAUUCACACUUCCGAGCCUGGGCGCUGUGGAUGUCAAAGUGGCGUGGUCAGACCGGCCGGGGCAAGAAAGGACACUUCCACCUACUUGACAGAUACAUUCGGCGCAUCGAUGCCCUCCUUCCCGAGGACAUGGAGGAUCUGGUAAGGCCGCUGAGCUACAAGCCAAAUAUGGAGCAAACAACGAGGACGCUCAAGAUCACCUUCCCCGACGAAACUGUCAAGCCGGAUGGCAUCACAGAGCAGGAUGUGCGUGACUUCUUGUACCCCCUCGUGCCACAACACUUGGCCUUGGGCUGGUAUGGAGAGGGAGGCACGGAGGUGUAUGCGAUGUGCGAGACGAACGAGGAGUGCAGAAACGGGCGAAGGCUCGACGGCCAGAGGCUCGGUGGUCACUAUGCUCAAGUGCGGUUUACCGUUGACAACAAGUUUCGUCGAGUCAUGGAAGAUUUGGGCCACUGGCCCAAAAGUGGCGACCAAGAGGAGAUGCCGCCAGAAGCCGACCAGCUCGAGGUGGCGGGCUGA
Messenger RNA from Symbiodinium sp. CCMP2456, 1600 nucleotides. The record is from the annotation of a GenBank genome assembly. NCBI's taxonomy places the organism in Eukaryota, Dinophyceae, Suessiales, Symbiodiniaceae.